AGGUGGGGUCCUGGGCGCUCUGGGCCCUGGGAUGCGGUCAGGGCAGGGGAGGAAGCCGGUAACGUCACCGCGCGUCAGCCGGCACAGGGAAGCCCUCACCGCAGCCGGAUGCGGCAGGUGCCGGGAGCCAGCCUGAAGUGCUCCUGUGCCUGGACCACAACAGCAUGUCGACAGAAAAGCUCAAGAACCACAAAAUCAUCUUCGUGGUGGGUGGCCCUGGCUCAGGGAAGGGGACCCAGUGUGAGAGGAUCGUGCAGAAGUAUGGCUAUACCCACCUCUCCACGGGGGACCUGCUGCGGGCAGAGGUCAGCUCGGGCUCAGAGCGGGGCAAGACGCUGAAGGCCAUCAUGGAGAAGGGCGAGCUGGUGCCCCUGGACACGGUGCUGGACAUGCUGAGGGAUGCCAUGGUGGCCAAAGCAGAUGUGUCCAAGGGCUUCCUCAUCGAUGGGUACCCCCGCGAGGUGAAGCAGGGAGAGGAGUUUGAGAAGAAGAUCGCCCCCCCCACGCUGCUGCUCUACGUGGACGCAGGGAAGGAGACGAUGGUGAAACGCCUGCUGAAGCGGGGCGAGACCAGCGGGCGGGUGGACGACAACGAGGAGACCAUCAAGAAGCGUUUAGAGACCUACUACAAGGCCACCGAGCCCGUCAUCACCUUCUACAAGGGCAGAGGCAUCGUCCGCCAGCUCAACGCCGAGGGCUCUGUGGACGAGGUCUUCCAGCAGGUCUGCUCCCACCUCGACGCCCUGUAGCCGAGCCCCUGGCCCCACUCCCCCCCCGGCACGCUCCGGCAGAGACAGCGGAAGCGCCUUUAUCCUGUUUUCGAGGCCGGAGCCGCGCGGAGGAAAUUUCAAGGACAUUGUGUUUGGCUCUUUCCCGUCUCUCCCCAGUAAAGUUCCCUGUAAUGA
Molecule: messenger RNA, 905 nt
Organism: Pezoporus occidentalis (night parrot)
Lineage: Eukaryota; Metazoa; Chordata; Aves; Psittaciformes; Psittacidae
Gene: AK1
Product: adenylate kinase 1
Exons: 7
Coding region: 165-749 (194 amino acids)
Biological process (GO): nucleoside triphosphate biosynthetic process; ATP metabolic process
Cellular component (GO): cytoplasm
Molecular function (GO): AMP kinase activity; nucleoside diphosphate kinase activity; ATP binding
Source: RefSeq, a predicted model, not a curated record